Molecule: messenger RNA, 1468 nt
Organism: Durusdinium trenchii
Lineage: Eukaryota; Dinophyceae; Suessiales; Symbiodiniaceae
Source: the annotation of a GenBank genome assembly
CCUGGUUUCAUGAUGCUGAGCUGCACUGAGUGGCUCCAUGUGUGCGACAUUGAUAACGCACUGACCAUUGCAGUUUUCCUUCCAAGAGGUGACCAAUGACCCCAGAAUAUCCAACCAUAAUGUACAUAAUAUUGUUUGUUCCUUCCGGCAUGUCUCGGUCCCUUCACCUGAAGUCCUUUCUAGCCAAGCUGCUUUCUGAGCUGAACCGAGCGUAGGGAGGCAUUCUGGUUUGAAAGCCGUGAUGUUGCGAUCAGGUGUGCCUCUAUUCAAGUUGGAUGUUGGAUGGCAGUUCAGGUCUUUGGUGCUGAGCGCUUCGCAGUUUCAGCACAUUCUGAAUGAUGCCGGGCGGACCAGUGAGGUCUUUAUGCGUCAUUCGGGGCAUGCAUUGUCCUUGUUGUCCGGGACGCGUCGUGGGAUGAUCCUGCAAGACUUUUGCCGAAAGGAGCUGGCACGGCUACAUCCACACAGCAAAAUCGAGGAGCCUCUCCGAAGCACUUGUUGCAACGGGGCUCGAAGGUCCGCUUCACAGGCGGAGUAUGACUUUGGUAUGGAUGCCCGCAAGGUGAAAUGCAGAAGUGCACAGAUGUCAUGGAACAGGGCUAUGAUGCGUUGGCGCGUUCUUUUUCCCAAAGUCAAGCUGCCGCGGUCAGGUUUUUGGGAUGAGGCUGCAUUUGAUGAUUUGUAUCUCACAAUCUUCAGCCCAAAUAGUUUGCACAUUAUCAAGCAUGACCUUCAGACCGGAGUCUCCACAGUUGGCAAGCAAACAGAAAGCCAUGGUCAUCAGAUUUCCGUUCAAGGCACGCGGGGGCAAGAAUGUUGGCAAACGGCGCGGCAUCACAUCCUGAACAGGUUCCUGACAAAAGGCUGCGAACUCGUGUCUUCGGUGGAUUUGUCAGCAGUUGAAGUCAGCAACUGGCUGACACAGCAAAUCGAAGGACUGAGAGCACCACAGGACCUCGCAUACCAGGGGGUGCCAUUGAACUAUAUGGCGCCACAGCUACGCGGCUUGCGGAUUCAAGCGGCGGCAUUUGAAGUGGAUCAAAUUCUACAUCCCAAUUGUUCAUUUUCACGCUCUUGUUCGGAUAUAGACUGGUUUCGUGGAGCGGUGAGAGUGGAAUUGAAGAGCGGCCAAAUGUGCUACAACAAAGUGCAAAGGCGUUGGCGAUGUUCUUUCCAGAACAUCAAGUGUGAAUGCCAAGCUGCUCGUGAUCACGACCUGUUUGAUGAGCUGUGGCUUGCCAUCUACAGUCCACUCGGCAUUCACAAUUUGAAGCAUCCUGGUGGUCAAGUCCGUUUCAGCAUGACAGGUUUGAAUCAGCAGGUUUUUGGGCAACAGAUAAACGUCUAUUCCAGCCGCAAUGUGCUUGACGUCAGGGAGGCCCUUGACGAAAUGCUCCAGAAGAUGGAGGCAUGGGGCUGUCAACCUCUUGCAACUAUUCUUUGGUGAUUUCAUGGCUCUGCAACUCUG